Saprolegnia parasitica CBS 223.65 is the source of this 1992-nucleotide messenger RNA. RefSeq lists its product as hypothetical. Bases 1 to 1992 code for a protein of 663 amino acids. The transcript is spliced from 4 exons. The record is from RefSeq and is a predicted model, not a curated record. Lineage: Eukaryota; Oomycota; Saprolegniomycetes; Saprolegniales; Saprolegniaceae.
AUGGCAGCGUCGGUGGGUCCGACGAGGCACGACAUCGAUCUCGACAUACCGCUGACGUGGCGCAAGGUGCUGCUCACGAUCUGCUCGUACCUGCUCUUCUUCACCGACAUUCCGCGGAGCGGGCUGGGCUUCGCCACGCUCCCUGACGGCUACGUGUCGGCGACCGAGACCAUCUACACGGACUUUGGCCCGUACCACUACCCCAUCAUCGCCAUGGAACGCCUGCCCAACGGCUCGAUCGUGGCUUCGUCGUCGACGGCCAAAGUCUGGAGCUACAAGUUUGAUACUUGCUCGGUGGGUCUGCGCACGGUCGUCACCUCGCGCAACAUCACGAGCUGGAACCCUUGCUAUCUGUACGCGACCGAGUGCCCGGCGACGACCGUCAACCCUCGAACCCUCUUUCAUAUGCUCAACGACGUCGUUUUGAGCAUCGCGCAAGCGCCGACAGCCGCGUGGCGCAUCAACUACCUCUUCGCCGACAGCAUCAACGACUUCUUCUCGUUCGGGCCGUUCAAGGAGCGCGACUGGCGCAGUGUGAUGACGCACUACGUGCCAUCGCCACGAACUCGCAUCUGCGACCCGUCGAGUCCGUCACGGCCGUGCUUUUGUGGCCAGUCGUGGACCAACUUUGGCGCACUCGGCGUCAAGGGUAUCGGUUGGAUCGUCGAUGACAUUCAGAGCAAGAUGCGAACGCAGGAAGGCCGCAUCGACGCACGGACGCAGCGGGUCGAUAUGGCGAUCGUCGAGUCUUUUGACGACUUCCGCGCGUGGGGCGGCGGCGUCGCCAAGGCGUACGCGAGCCCGUUCGACGUCGUGACGCUCCUCCGCGUGCAAAACUGCUCGAACGUCAUGACGCGCGCCAACUGCUCGACAGUGUACCUGGCGGACUACCGGUACGAAGGCGGCGUCGGGCGCACCAACACCAUGUACUGGUAUGGCAUUGCCCACGGCCUCCGCCUCGCCGGCCAGAUCUACAACAUCAUUCGCGCGUGUACUCUCCUCUUUGGAUGUUACUAUGCACGGUGUGCGGAAGUCAAGUACCUCCAUGCGUCGCUGCGCCAGCGGCUGCUCGCGGCGCUCUGCACGUGCCUCCGCAUUCCGGCCCAAGUCGUCAUCUACGGCAGCUGGCUGCCCGUGCUCCUCUUCGCAACCGCGCACUUGAUCGACUCGCCCUUCUUGUACUUUACGAUCUACAUGGACCUCGGCACGCUCAAUGGAUCGACGCGGUUUGUGCCGAGUCAGAUUUACAGCUUUUGGGUCCUCCUUACGUGCCAUAUGCGCAACGUGUGGGUGCUCAGCCUUGCGACCAAAGGCAUUUUGCUCGCGGUGGACCGCCACCGCGGCCAGACGAUCCUCGGGUUUCGCGGCUACCUCCUCCCGUGCGUCUCGUUCCUCUCGGUGCUCUUUGAGACGCGGCUGAUUGCGCUACGCAAUACGCACAUCGUUGGCAUCAUGCCCUCGCACCCGAGCCGCACGACGUUCUUUCUGCGCGAGCUGCACACGAUCCCGAGCAAUUUCAAGUUUUGGGGCGUCUACUCGGACCUUAAAAACCUCUUCAUCUCGUGGUGCGCCGUCUACUUGGUCGUGGGCGGUCUCCUCGGGCAGCCGCUGAGCUUCCAGACGACCGUGCCGUACUCGGUCUUGCGCUUUGGCAGCCGGAGCAUGUUUAGCACGUCGUGGCACGCUGUCGCGCGCUACGGCUCGUUGUACCAUAGCCGCGUCCAGUCCCAUGGGCGCGUCUCGGCGGCGCGCCAGUCGCAAAAUGCGCUCUUGCACAUCACGUGGAUGACCGACCCGCUGCAGUACCUCCUUCUGCUCUGGACGCAGCCCGUCGUGUUUGUCUACCGCGUCGCGCCGUCCAACCACAUCAUUUACCACGCGCUGCCGCGGCGAGAGCUGCACCGACUGCACGACGACGUCGAGCACCUCGACUGCGUCGGUCAAGAGCUGCUCAUGAAACUGCCUUGGCAGGAACGCAUCUACUGUCAAUGA